AUGUCAACCUUCAAUAUAAGGCAAUUGGAAGAUAGUGCACGUGACGUGGAUCCGGAUCUUCGUUACAUGGCGCUCGAAGACUUCGCCAAACAUCUAAACAAUCCCAAAGUUCAGGCCAGAAAUGUCUCCAGUUUCAUCCCACUCCUUAUAACUUUGCUCAAUGACAGUGCCACUGAGGUUCAGAAUCAAGCAGUCAAAUCAUUCGCUCCUUUGGUUCGUCAUAUUGAUGACCAGGAAGUCUUAUCAGUGGUAAACAUGUUGUAUGACGCUGUAUUGAAGAGCUCCAACACCUCCAAGUUCUCCACUUCUGUUCCGAAUUUGGCAUUGCGCUCGAUCUUCAACAACUCAGGAUCUAGAUUUGGGAAAGCAUUAGCAAGGAAUGUGAUUGACUCGUUAUUUCCUCGUCUUUUCGCCACAGAUACCCCUGUCACUAUUGAUAGUAUCGAGAUUAUCAUUGACUUGAUCAAAGCAUUGGGUGGAAACUUAUCCGCAAAUGAGCUUUCAGGCAUGAUUUUAUCUUUGGUUCGCUUCGCCUAUUCAGAAUCUGGCAUCAUUAGUAAAAGAGCGAUUGUGGCGGUUGAUUAUGCGUUGGACCAUGUCCAUCUGGUCACACAAGAGCAAACUGUGAGACAGCUACAAUUCUUCGACAAGGUUGUGAACGACAUUCACCUCACCUACACAGCUACUAAUAAAGGUGUGACUGCAAAGAACACCCAGUUCACCUUGCUCCAAGUUGUGCUUGCGAAGGCUAACAAAGCCAAGCGUGAUGUAUUCUCAGAAGUCUCAGCUCUGAUCAUCUUUUCUGAGAUUAGCACCAGUUUGAAGCUUGACUCGCUUGCCAGAUCCCUCAAUGCGGAAGACUUGGAUGUCGAUGUCUUGGUUCUGGAGAACCUGGUUCGUGAAGAUGCACUCAUCACUCUCUCCAGCCUCAUCAAUUGCAUUACCUAUGAGACUUUCCUUCACGCCUACGCCCAUCCUGUCGUGGAGAUUGUCAAAGCGUUUAUCGCAUAUGACCCACUUAGAUAUGAUAAUUCUGACGACGAUAUCGAGGAUGAUGAAUCUGAGAUUGACUUUUCUGAUGAUGAGGAGUCGAUCGAGGUUGAAACCGCUGAGGAUAAUGAUGGUUUGGCAUCCAAGCUUAGACUUCAAACCAUAGUGUUGAUAAAGCAGAUGACGCAAGCUUAUCCGGGAAUUCUCGGCAUCAUCUAUGGCGAAAAUUUGGUGGAACCUCUCAUUGUGGCCAUCGGCGACAAGAAUGAUACGGUGUCUAACGAGGCCAUUUUUGCCACCAUUACCGUCUUGAAAGCCACUCACGCCGCUGCAACUGUCAGAUCACGUCCUAAUUCUGACAUAAGCAUGAUGACUGAGAGCGGAAACUCAGGAACCCCCUCAUCGCAAAUGACAACAAGAUUACCUCCACUUCUUGAGGACUACGUCUUUAAUUGUCUCUUGACGACCAAAAAUAUCGCAAGAGUCUCGACCUCUAAUGCAUUGAUUGAGUCAAUGGUUCGGGUCCUUGCAGUUUUCUUGUCCCCAUCAUUCUUGGAGAAUUUGUCGAAUAAAUUCGAGGAAUUCAAGUUAACCCUCAAGACAAAUCCUGAUUUGAUUAAGCUAUACAAAGUUAUUCUCAAGACCUACACGAUCGAGGAUAUACCCCCAAGCUUCUUAGAUUCAUCUUUGAUGAUCUCGUUGACUUACUACAGCUUUAUUUCCGAUAUCCUAACAGUCUGCAACGUGUUCUACCCAAAGGUGGCCGGCAAUCAGGAAUAUGUCGCCUUAGUCAACAAUACCUUGUUUACUCCAAUUGCGGAGAAGAUCAAUGUCAAGCAAUACUCAAGUGAUGUGAGACAACACUCAUUAAAUUCGCUCACAGAGCUUAUCGUGAACUUGGAUGUGUCGGAAAACAAUCUCUCCCAUGCCAUUGAUAUCUACAAAGAAAGCAUGAACUACGAGGUCACAGUUAAUUUUACCAUUGAGAACCUCAUCACUAUAUGUCAAAGGAGACCUCAGGUGUUCGACAAUCGUGAUUUAUGCAACCUAGUUGUUGCCAAGCUUAACUCGUACCUCUCAUCCAGCGAUUCGAGUUUGUAUGUCAACUCAUUAAUUCUACUUGAUGCCAUCUUCGUCAACACGCUUUUUAAGGGCGAAAAAGGAGACUUGCAAACUUUGACCCAAAACGUUUUUCAUUUGUUACUGGAGACCAAUGAUCCCAACCUCAUCAAUAGGGCAAUCUGCAUUCUUGGUCAUGCCCUCAACUACAUUCCCGCUGAUGGUGACUUUUUCAAGAAGCUCAUCAAUCAGGUCAUUAAUAUCAAGUGGAUUGAUGAGGACGACGUCGAGUUGCUGUCUCUCGAGUACUUGAUAAACCAGGUCACUAAGAAGUCAUCGCUUUCAGGUCAAGAGUUAUAUGAUAUUGGGUUGCAGAACCUCGUUUUGAGAAACUUUUUGAGUGCUAAAGUGUUGGCGAUCAUCACACUUGACUGUGACCUCAAUGACAGAGUCUCGACCGAACUCGACUCGUUCUCUGACAAGACGGUUUCCUCGUCUUCAUUUGACAAGAUUGUGUUCGAUAUUCAAUACUUGGGAUGCAUUGGUGAAGCAGUAGCCUUGACCGGGGUGACGUUUGAUGACUUCUUUUCGCUUAUGAUUUCUGACAACAACGACAUUCUUUGUCUCGCUGCGGCGAGAGCUGUUGGCUUGUGCAUCAAAAGAGAUGUUGAAACAUACUUGCCAGUACUUUUAAAGUAUUACCACUCAUCAAGCCAGAAUUCAGAACAAAAGGGCAGCUUGGUUUUAGUGGCUAUCAAGCAAUUGAUGAAGGGCAACAUGAGUCACGAAAAACAGAAUUUGUUGUCCCACAUCUGGCACAAUGUCUCGGAAUUAAAGUUGGCAGGUGAGGUUUUGGCCAAGAUAUGCGAGUUCACUAAACUGGACGAAUACCAGAAUAAGCUAUUUGACGUGUUGGAGAGUGGAGCUCUCGAGAAUAGUCAGAUCGAGCAUGCCAUCUACACUGUGGUGGUCAUCACAAAACAAUUGAUCAAUGACUCGGAAUCGCAGGAUUUGAACGUGCAGCUAGUGGAGGAGAUUUUGCGGUACCUCUCGAAACCUAACUUAGAACUCAAGCAGGCCAUUGUUAGCACGCUCUUGACUGGCAUACACAACAAGUCGCUCUUAAUCCCGGAUUUCCUCAACAACAUCAUUCUACCAAGCAUUUACGAAGAAUUGGAUGCAAAAGAAGAAUUCAAAAAGGUCAUCCCAAUGGGUCCUUACAAGUAUGUUGUGGAUGAGGGGCUCGAGGUGAGAAAGCUAUGUUACGAGCUCAUUAAUGCCAUUAUCAAUAUUGACAAUGAGCGCUUGAUGGACAAGGAAGGAGGCGUGAAUCAGACGAAAAUGUUUGAGGUUUUGCUGGUCAAGGGUCUCAAUGACACUGAGAACAGCAUCGUGAUCAUGGCGAUCCAAAACCUCCUACAGAUUGUUUCAAAUGACGAGAACGUCUUGCAUGCGAUUACCAACCAGCAAGAGAUGAUUUCCGCUUUGACCAAGGUGAUCAACAAAAAAUUGCGGAGUAAAGCGAGCACGCAAGAGGCUGAAAGUCAGGAAGAGUCAUUGAGGAUGGCGAUCAAACUUCUGAAAGUGAUCAAUAACGUGCUUAUACACAGCAACAGUACGAGUGGUGAAUGGAGCAGUUAUUUCCAUGAGUUGAGGAACAAGCAUCAUCUUUUGUUUAAUGCGGUGGAGCUUCAUCAGCACAUCCCCCUCCUAUGUGACGAGCUUACCCAGAGAUUGUGGGCGUUUGUAGUGGCAUUAUUUGUUACUGCCAUAGAGCGGAUCUGGCUGGUGCUAGAUCUGGGGCUCUACUUUGUUAUGAACGGGAUUCUCAUGGCGUUGCUGUUUGCCGACGCCUUGUUGGAUUUCUCUGAUCGGGCAGUACGCAACUACGAGCUCGCCAAAAAAGUCUUCAAGUUGUCAAUGUACAACAGCAUCAACUGA
Messenger RNA from Candidozyma duobushaemuli, 3990 nucleotides. It is a transcript of the gene TIP120, whose product is annotated as Tip120p. Gene Ontology annotation, cellular component: nucleus. The record is from RefSeq and is a predicted model, not a curated record. The coding region runs from base 1 to 3990 and encodes 1329 amino acids. The transcript is spliced from 4 exons. Lineage: Eukaryota; Fungi; Ascomycota; Pichiomycetes; Serinales; Metschnikowiaceae. Gene Ontology annotation, biological process: SCF complex assembly; protein ubiquitination.